Molecule: messenger RNA, 204 nt
Organism: Acanthamoeba castellanii str. Neff
Lineage: Eukaryota; Discosea; Longamoebia; Acanthamoebidae
Exons: 2
Coding region: 1-204 (67 amino acids)
Source: RefSeq, a predicted model, not a curated record
AUGAGCCGCUUGUCCAUCGUCCUGCUAACAGUGCUGGCCAUCGCCACUUUCCUGGCCACCGCCCACGCUCAAAGGAACUACUUCGUGGGCCGUCCAUUCCACUUCCCCUACGAUCCCCACCACGACGCCUUCAAGCAGUUCGUGGGUCCGCUCCUCGACCCCAAGGACGGCGUCAUCGUGUUCGACUUCACCGUCCUCCCCUGA